UGAUCAGUUUUUGUACGCACAUUCUAAAUACGCACUUUUUUGGCUUUGUGCCAAGUUUCCACCCGUCAGACUAACAUUGCUAAUAUUAUAUGAAUCUUGGAACGAAAACACUGCUUGCUAUCUUUUCCUCUUCUUUCAGGACACCUAUACGUUUCUAUUUCAACAAUAUUAGAAUAAUGCAGUCAGUGACAUUAUCACAGACAAAUGACUCCAUGCCAACCAUAGGGUUGGGAACUUGGCAGGCCCCUGGGAAUGUAAUUGAGCCGACAGUGCUAAAGGCUUUGGACUUGGGAUACAGACACAUAGACACUGCCUUUAACUAUAACAAUGAAGAGGCUAUUGGUGCUGCUGUGAAUGAAUGGAUAAAUAGUGGAAAAGGUUCUAGGAAAGACUUGUUCAUCACAACCAAGCUCCCACAUGUCGGAAACCGGGCAUCAGACGUUAGAAAAUUUAUAGAGCUGCAACUCAACAAUUUGAACAUGGACUACAUAGACCUCUACCUGAUCCAUGUGCCCUUCGCUUUUGUUUGUGACCCGGAGACUCUUACACCAGUUGUCAACAGCGAUGGAGACUAUGAGCUGGAUGUUACAACCAAUCAUUGUCAAAUAUGGAAGGUGAUGGAAGAAUGCCAGCGGGAAGGCCUAAUCCGAAACCUAGGCCUCUCCAACUUCAACGAAGACCAAAUCAAAAAGAUCAUGGACAAGGCCUUGGUCCUGCCCCAGGUGCUUCAAGUGGAGCUCCAUGCGUCGUUCCAGCAGCAGGAGUUGAGGAAGUUCUGUGCGGACAAUAACAUUGUGGUGACGGCGUACGCCCCGCUGGGCAGCCCGGGGGCGAAGGACCACUUUGUGAAUAAGUACAAGUAUAGUCCUGAUGCUUUCCCUGACAUACUGGGGCUCCCGAUCGUGAAGGAGAUCGCCGAUAAAUACGGGAAGACGCCGGCGCAAGUACUUCUGCACUUCCUUGUGAAGCAGGAUAUCGUCGUCAUUCCGAAGAGCACCAGCGAACACAGAUUGAAGGAAAAUAUGGAAAUAUACGACUUCGAACUAUCCGAAGAAGACAUGAACCAUAUUAAGAAACUUGACAAAGGCGAAGAGGGCCGUAUAUUCAACUUUCUCUUCUGGAAAGGAGUUGAAAAACAUCCUGAAUACCCUUUCAAGCUCCCGUCUCAAGUAAUCAAAGAGUAAAUAAAAGCUUGUGUAACGCCUGAGUGGACACUCAGCCGAGGACGCGUGCGGCCAUGCGCGGAUCCAAAAGGGGCCUCAUGACCCCCACCGGCACGAAGCUGGAUCCGCGCUUGCGUGCAGCCGGGCGUGCUCACCCUUGUGCAGGCUAUGCAGCGUGGACCCAGGUCAAUUGUAUGAACUUCAAUUGUUUGACAUGCAGUCCGCACGCCCCCACCCUACUGCACGUCUAGUAUGAAUGUGCACUCAGGCAUUAGUGUUAGACGAUGUGAGAGUCCGAUGGCUCAAUGUUCUAGUCAUAUCUACCUCUUCUAAAAGGAGACCAGUAUUAUCAUUCUAGGAGGCUGCUAGCUAGUAUUUUAGUAUCCCAUGUGAUCCUGAUCAGUGUAACUGAUGUAAAUUAUAAUUAUGCUGUGAGCUUCGUUUGC
This is a messenger RNA of Leguminivora glycinivorella, 1609 nucleotides long. Its product is annotated as 1,5-anhydro-D-fructose reductase-like. Gene Ontology annotation, cellular component: cytosol. Bases 90 to 1184 code for a protein of 364 amino acids. Lineage: Eukaryota; Metazoa; Arthropoda; Insecta; Lepidoptera; Tortricidae. The record is from RefSeq and is a predicted model, not a curated record. The transcript is spliced from 6 exons. Gene Ontology annotation, molecular function: aldose reductase (NADPH) activity.